Molecule: messenger RNA, 1871 nt
Organism: Plasmodium vivax (malaria parasite P. vivax)
Lineage: Eukaryota; Apicomplexa; Aconoidasida; Haemosporida; Plasmodiidae
Product: cytochrome c1 precursor, putative
Exons: 2
Coding region: 687-1871 (394 amino acids)
Biological process (GO): mitochondrial electron transport, ubiquinol to cytochrome c
Molecular function (GO): electron transfer activity; heme binding
Source: RefSeq, a predicted model, not a curated record
GGGACAUUUUUGGGUCAUUAUUUGGGGUAUUUGCGAUAUUUUUUGGAACAUUUUUGGGACAUUAUUUGCGAUAUUUUUUGGAACAUUUUUGCUACAUUUUUUGGAACAUUUUUGCUACAUUUUUUGGAACAUUUUUGGGACAUUUUUUGCCCUCUCACGAACGAACCAAGCGCAAACAAUAACGAACUUGUCGAAGGUACACGGGGAGUGCCGUCAAUUUAUCCUACGUCGAAAUGACAAUACCAUGUUUCUGUUUACAUUUCCAGAGCACACUUAAUUAUGUAAUCAGCUGCAAUUUAGCGUAAGCCUUUUUUUUUUUCCUAUUUGAAAUGACAAGCAUUUUGAAAGGCAAAAUUUUCCGAAAGUCGCGCUUGGUUUUAAAGAUACGUAAAAUAAGCUGUUACAGGAAAAGGGGAAAUUUCCUUCCGCGAAUGUUCCUCCGGGGAAGGUAUAACGAUGAUGUGCGCGUAGGAGCGUGCAUAGGAUAGGGCUUAGGACCAUGCAUAGGUGCGCGCCUAGGAAAGUACGCUCAUAAUACACACAACGCGCGUCGUUUGGAAUACCCCCUCCCACCCCCGUGCAGCCUUUAAAUGACAGCUUUGGUUGCCGCUAAGCUGGUCACACGUGCAAAUUUAUCUACACAGAAUUUAUUUUAAAAAGAAAAUCAAGGGUUCCAUCGCAAAAGCAUGGCAGGUGGUGGAGCGCUAAACAAUUUGUUUCCGGGAUAUAAGGACAAAAUAUGGCUCAAGCUUCCGCACCACCUCCGAAUCCGGCUAAUCAAAUCGUGGAACCAGGAAUUCGAAAAGAACAUAUCCAAGGCGAAAAUAAAAAACAACAAAAUAAAAAAUUUGAACUACUACCUGCUGGACAAGUUCAAGCCAAAUGAAAACUACAAAAACAGACACACGGAUUAUAAGAGGCAAAUGUGCAGAGGGACGUUAGAAGAGGGAUGCGACUUCUUUCUACCAAAUAAGAGAAGCCAAGAUAGAUUGAAGAAUCACCUACAACCAUACACAGAGGAAGAAAGUGAAGAAAGAAAAAAACAUAAAUAUUUAAAUUUAAAAUAUUACAUACUGUUUUGUUUGGGAUUUUCUGUGUUACAUAAUAGUAUGCAAUCUAGACCAGUAGCAUGGUGCAUGGACUAUGAACCACCCCACACCCCCCACUACCCAUUUUGGUUUAAAUCAAUGUUCCACUCGCAUGACAUCCCCAGUGUAAGAAGAGGUUUUGAAGUUUACAGACAAAUAUGUGCAACGUGCCAUUCGAUGGAACAGCUACAAUUUCGUAGUUUAGUAAAUGAGGUGUAUCCGGAAAAUCGAAUGAAACAAAUUGCUGCCUCGUACGAUAUAGAGGAUGGUCCUGAUGAUAAGGGAGAGAUGUUCACCAGACCAGGAACCCUAACUGAUUCUUUUCCAAAGCCUUAUCCAAAUGAAGAAGCUGCUAGAUAUGCAAAUAAUGGAGCAUCUCCACCAGAUUUGUCAGUCAUUACCACGGCUAGACAUGACGGACCAGAUUAUAUUUUUUCUCUACUCACUUGUUACCGAGAUCCUCCUGAGGGAAUUCACCUAAGACCAGGGUUGUAUUAUAAUACCUAUUUUGCAGGAGGAUCUAUAUCCAUGCCCCCACCUCUACAGGAUGAUAUGAUUGAGUAUGAAGAUGGUACUCCUUGUAAUGUCUCCCAGAUGGCUAAAGAUGUCGUCAAUUUUUUAACUUGGGCAGCGGAACCAACACAUGAUGAGAGGAAAUUAACGGGCCUCAAAUUGGUCAGUGGCGCUUUUGUUGCUAUGGUCUUAAUGACCGUAUGGCAGAGAUUUUUCUGGACCAUCUACGCUACUAGAAGGAUUGACUUUGGAAAAAUCAAGUACCUAUGA